AUGCCCCCCGUGCAGCUGGAGAACCACCAGCUGGUCCCGCCCGGAGGCGGCGGCGGAGGCAGCAGCGGCCCCGCGUCAGCGCCGGCGCCUCCUCCCCCUGGAGCCGCCGUGGCGGCGGCUGCUGCGGCCGCGGCGAGCCCCGGCUACCGGCUGAGCACCCUCAUCGAGUUUCUGCUGCACCGGGCCUACUCGGAGCUCCUGGUGCUGACGGACCUACUGCCAAGGAAAUCUGAUGUGGAAAGGAAAAUAGAAAUAGUACAAUUUGCUAGCCGGACACGUCAGCUCUUUGUUCGAUUACUAGCUUUAGUAAAAUGGGCCAAUAAUGCUGGCAAAGUGGAAAAAUGUGCGAUGAUCUCGAGCUUUUUAGACCAACAAGCCAUCUUGUUUGUGGACACUGCUGAUCGCUUGGCCUCGUUAGCUAGAGAUGCGCUGGUCCAUGCACGCCUACCUAGUUUUGCCAUCCCGUAUGCCAUUGAUGUAUUGACUACUGGGUCUUACCCACGGCUGCCAACCUGCAUUAGAGACAAAAUUAUUCCUCCAGACCCGAUUACCAAAACUGAGAAACAAGCCACCCUUCACCAGCUGAACCAGAUCCUUAGACAUCGGCUUGUAACCACCGAUCUCCCGCCUCAAUUAGCAAAUCUUACCGUUGCAAAUGGCCGGGUGAAGUUUCGAGUUGAAGGAGAAUUUGAAGCCACCUUGACUGUAAUGGGAGAUGAUCCUGAGGUUCCAUGGCGUCUUCUCAAGCUAGAGAUUCUAGUAGAGGAUAAGGAAACAGGAGAUGGACGAGCCUUGGUUCAUAGCAUGCAAAUCAACUUUAUCCAUCAGCUGGUACAAUCUAGGCUCUUUGCUGAUGAGAAACCUCUUCAGGACAUGUACAAUUGCCUGCAUUCUUUUUGCUUGUCACUUCAGUUAGAAGUGCUACAUUCCCAAACUCUGAUGUUAAUCCGGGAGCGGUGGGGAGACCUUGUGCAGGUGGAAAGGUACCAUCCUGGGAAGUGCCUCUCCCUCUCCGUCUGGAAUCAACAGGUUCUUGGGAGAAAAACAGGGACGGCAUCUGUUCACAAAGUUACAAUUAAAGUCGAUGAGAAUGAUGGCUCGAAGCCUUUACAGAUUUUUCAUGAUCCUCCUUUGCCAGUUUCUGAUUCCAAAUUAGUAGAAAGAGCCAUGAAGAUUGACCACUUAUCAAUAGAAAAGCUCCUGAUUGACAGCGUGCGUGCGCGAGCGCAUCAGAAGCUCCAGGAACUGAAGACCAUUCUUAGAGGCUACAAUGCCAAUGAAAACUCUUCCAUAGAGACUGCACUUCCAGCUCUUGUUGUUCCCAUCUUGGAGCCCUGUGGUAAUUCGGAGUGUCUACACAUUUUUGUGGAUUUGCAUUCUGGAAUGUUCCAAUUGAUGCUUUAUGGACUUGAUCAGGCCACUUUGGAUGACAUGGAGAAGUCUGUGAAUGAUGAUAUGAAACGGAUUGUUCCUUGGGUUCAACAACUUAAGUUUUGGCUUGGACAACAGCGUUGCAAACAAUCUAUAAAGCAUCUGCCUACAAUAAGCACUGAAACAUUGCAGCUGUCCAAUUACUCAACUCAUCCUAUUGGAAAACUUUCUAAGAAUAAGCUGUUCAUUAAACUCACUCGCCUUCCGCAGUACUACAUUGUUGUGGAGAUGCUGGAGGUUCCCAAUAAACCCACGCAGCUGUCGUACAAGUACUACUUCCUGUCCGUGAGCGCAGGGGAGCGUGAGGACGGCCCUGUCAUGGCCCUCCUGCUGCAGCAGUUCAAGGACAACAUCCAGGAAUUGAUUUUCCGGACAAAACCCGGGAAACAGCCCAGAACCGGCACCAAGCGCAAGCUGUCUGAUGACACGUGUCCACUGGAACCUAAGAAAACGAAACGUUCAGGAGAAAUGUGUGCCUUCAAUAAAAUCCUCGCUCACUUUGUCGCUGUGUGUGAUACAAACAUGCCAUUUGUAGGACUUCGGUUGGAGCUGUCCAAUCUGGAGAUUCCCCACCAAGGAGUGCAGAUGGAAGGCGAUGGCUUCAGCCAUGCGAUCCGCUUAUUGAAAAUCCCCCCCUGUAAGGGUGUAAGUGAGGAAACCCAGAAGGCGCUGGACCGCUGUCUCCUCGAUUGCACUUUCCGACUGCAAGGAAGAAAUAACCGCACGUGGGUGGCAGAGUUAGUGUUUGCAAAUUGUCCGCUUAAUGGCACUUCUACCAGGGAACAAGGACCAUCCCGGCAUGUUUAUCUAACAUAUGAAAACCUGUUGUCUGAACCCGUUGGUGGUAGGAAAGUGGUGGAAAUGUUCCUUAAUGACUGGAAUAGCAUUGCACGAUUAUAUGAGUGUGUGUUGGAAUUUGCACGUUCUCUACCAGACAUACCUGCUCAUCUAAAUAUUUUCUCAGAAGUUCGUGUUUAUAAUUAUCGAAAACUUAUCUUGUGUUACGGAACCACCAAAGGAAGCUCAAUUAGUAUCCAAUGGAAUUCGAUACAUCAGAAAUUUCACAUUUCUUUGGGAACUGUUGGUCCAAACUCAGGUUGCAGUAACUGUCACAAUACCAUUCUCCAUCAGCUUCAAGAAAUGUUCAACAAAACACCAAAUGUGGUUCAGUUACUACAGGUACUGUUUGAUACUCAGGCUCCGUUAAACGCCAUCAACAAACUCCCCACUGUGCCCAUGUUGGGCUUGACCCAGAGAACCAACACUGCCUACCAGUGCUUCUCCAUCCUGCCGCAGUCGUCCACCCACAUCAGACUGGCCUUCAGGAACAUGUACUGCAUUGACAUCUACUGCCGGAGCCGGGGCGUGGUGGCCAUACGGGAUGGUGCCUAUAGUCUCUUUGACAAUAGCAAGUUAGUUGAAGGAUUUUAUCCUGCACCGGGACUAAAGACCUUCCUGAAUAUGUUUGUUGACAGCAAUCAGGAUGCACGGAGAAGAUCUGUAAAUGAGGACGAUAAUCCGCCUUCCCCCAUAGGAGGAGACCUGAUGGAUUCUCUAAUCUCCCAACUGCCGCCACCUCAGCAACAGCCAUUUCCCAAGCAGCCAGGAUCAUCAGGCGCUUAUCCUCUUACUUCACCUCCUACAUCUUACCAUAGCACAGUUAGUCCGUCUCCCUCUAUGAUGCACACACAGUCUCCAGGAGCCCUGGACCCCAGUUCUCCGUACACUAUGGUGUCACCAAGUGGGCGAGCAGGGAACUGGCCAGGCUCUCCUCAAGUGUCUGGCCCCUCACCAGCAACACGGUUACCUGGGAUAUCACCAGCCAACCCAUCACUACACUCUCCAGUUCCAGACGCUUCUCAUUCCCCUCGAGCUGGGACAAGUUCCCAAACGAUGCCAACCAACAUGCCCCCACCUCGCAAACUACCUCAGCGCUCCUGGGCAGCCUCCAUACCCACCAUCCUCACUCACAGUGCCUUGAACAUUUUACUGCUGCCCUCCCCGACGCCAGGCCUCGUGCCUGGCCUGGCUGGUAGUUACCUGUGUUCUCCGCUUGAAAGAUUCCUGGGAUCGGUCAUCAUGAGAAGGCACCUUCAAAGAAUCAUCCAGCAGGAAACGCUACAGCUGAUAAAUUCCAACGAACCUGGGGUGAUCAUGUUUAAGACGGACGCGCUGAAAUGCAGAGUAGCCCUUAGUCCCCAAACCAACCAAACGCUUCAGCUGAAAGUAACCCCCGAGAACGCAGGACAGUGGAAGCCGGACGAACUUCAAGUUUUAGAGAAAUUCUUUGAAACAAGAGUAGCCGGGCCGCCAUUCAAAGCCAAUACAUUAAUAGCCUUCACCAAGCUGCUAGGCGCUCCUACGCACAUCCUCAGAGACUGUGUGCAUAUCAUGAAACUGGAGCUGUUUCCUGACCAGGCAACGCAGCUAAAGUGGAACGUUCAGUUUUGCCUGACGAUCCCUCCCAGCGCCCCGCCCAUCGCACCUCCUGGGACGCCUGCUGUGGUGCUGAAAUCCAAAAUGCUCUUUUUUCUUCAACUAACCCAGAAGACGUCGGUCCCUCCCCAAGAACCUGUUAGUAUAAUAGUUCCCAUCAUUUAUGACAUGGCUUCAGGCACCACCCAGCAGGCAGACAUUCCCAGGCAGCAGAACUCUUCUGUUGCUGCGCCCAUGAUGGUCAGCAACAUUCUGAAGAGGUUUGCAGAGAUGAACCCACCGCGACAAGGUGAAUGCACAAUAUUUGCAGCUGUUCGUGAUUUAAUGGCUAAUCUUACACUGCCCCCUGGUGGGCGUCCAUAG
Pipistrellus nathusii (Nathusius's pipistrelle) is the source of this 4230-nucleotide messenger RNA. NCBI's taxonomy places the organism in Eukaryota, Metazoa, Chordata, Mammalia, Chiroptera, Vespertilionidae. The record is from the annotation of a GenBank genome assembly.